CAUUCUAAUGCUACAAAUAUCGAAAGAUUAGUUCAAAGCACAACGGAGAUUUCUCUUACUACAUGCCUUUCUUACGUACACCAGAGUAAUCAAAGAAAACUGAUAUAUUUCUGGUGUCUAUAAAGAGAUAUUAUGAGUAACAUUGUUGAUACUUUAUUGCUAAUGAUCAGUGCAAGAAGCCAUGGGAACGCGGUCUACUAGAAAUGCCUUGUUCACCACGCUCCRUCUUCACAAACAACAUUACAUCUAUGGCUUCUUCAAAGUCUAAGAUAGACAUUGAUUAUCUCGAUAUAAAGAAAGUCAAUCAUAGUGACAUAAGUCCUGCGAAUUCAGACACGGAAACUGUGAAUGUUGAAGAAGAAGAUGACGACGAGUCACCAAGCAAAACGAAAUUCACGCGCGGAAAAAGACAUAGCACAAAGAAAAAAACUACCGUCAGAAAACGAAGAGUGUCAGCGAAUAUCGCGGCUACAAAGUACGAUGUCGUAAGAAGGACGUGUGCGGAGGCAGGYAUGGCUAUAACAAGGGAUGCUGAUGACAAUAACUGUUUCUUCUAUUGGAGUGACUCCGCUGUUCCAUCUGACAGAAUUACUGAACUUAAACCCUACCAGAGAAUCAAUCAUUUUCCUGGAAUGGGUGAAAUAUGUAAAAAGGACAGUCUUGCUCGUAAUAUUGCCAAAAUGCAAAGAGCUCACCCCGAUGAAUACAGCUUUACUCCUCAGACAUGGGUGAUUCCUGCAGAAUAUGCAUCAUUUCAGUGUUACUGUAGAGAUCUUAAAAAGAAAAGGAAAGUCAAAACGUUCAUCAUGAAACCAGCCAAUGGAGCCAUGGGAAAYGGGAUAUCGUUGAUAAGAAAUGGUGACCGAGUUCCAUCACAUGAACAAAUAGUUAUUCAAGAAUACAUCGACAGGCCUUUUCUACUCGAUGGUUUCAAGUUUGAUUUACGAAUAUAUGUACUYGUGGUUUCCUGUGAUCCUCUGAAGAUCUUUGUUUACGACGAUGGACUGGUCCGUCUUGGAACAGAGCCCUAUGAAGCACCUUCUGAUGACAAUAUGGACGAGCUGUUCAUGCAUUUAACCAACUACUCUAUCAAUAAACACAAUGAAAAUUUUGACAAGGACGACAGUACUAACAAUGGUAGCAAACGUACCAUUAAAUAUUUGAAAGAAUGGUUACAGUCCAUGGAUUAUGAUGUUAAUGCUAUAUGGAGAAGUAUAACGGAUGUGAUAGUCAAGACGCUAAUUGUAGCUCAACCUCACUUGUUACACUCGUACCGUAUGGCUCGUCCAGGCUCUUUACCAGGAAGUGACAGCGUUUGUUUUGAAUUACUGGGCUUUGAUGUYAUACUCGACAAAAAGUUACGACCUUGGGUACUAGAGGUGAAUCGUUCUCCCAGUUUUGGUACAGACGCAAAGUUAGAUGCAGAAAUCAAGGGAGGUGCCUUGAGGGACACUCUACGACUACUUAAUAUCAAGGCAAGCGAUCGAAGACGCGGAAUAGCGGCAGAGAAAGCGGAAUCUCAAAAACGAUUACUGACWCAGCCGAAACGCAGCGAAUAUGGGAUGUCUGAGCUGGAAAAGAAGAGAAUAGUGUUGAACAAACGAAGACUUGAGCUGAAACACAGAUUAAACAGAAUACGUCAAGAAGCAGCCAGAGAAGAAUAUGAAAAUAUGAAUAUGGGAAACUUUAAGCGAGUUUUUCCGCCGGAUGAACGAAGCAAGCUUGAAAAAUACAAUGGUUUGCUGGCAGACGCGUUCAAGUUAUUUCUGUCAGGUCGUGCGUCAACCCUUCAGAGGGAAGUCAACCAGCCAUUCAGUACUUUAAGGGAAGAAGAAAUCCUAGAUUUGUUGGAGCAGUGUGAAGCAGACGAAACGUUAACGCAUCUUGAAUCUAAGGACGCUCAAAAUGGAUACAGACCGCUUAGCAAGGGGCCGAAGCCUCUCUCUUCCAUGCCAAGUUCAAAAUUCCAAAAAGAGGAAGCGAGUAAUACUUCAAGUUCGUCGUUACUAUCUCAAAGGCAAUCAUCCGACUUGGGAUCUUCGUUUUCAAGAUCUACUCAACGUAUUGUGACGUCAUUAUCGUCUCCACCAAUGAAAUUCAAUCCAGUAGUCGAUGCUGCGUAUUUGAACGCUGCUGUGCGCGAACGAGAAGAAGAAUUAUGCAGAAGAACUCUGCAAGCAUUUGAAGAUAUGAGGAUAAAAUUUCCUGGAAAAACCGACGAAGAAGCAGAAAUCAUCCUAGAGAAUAUYCAAGAAAACUGGAAAUUUCACAAACCACGUGUCGCUUCCUAUUGGCUUGUUAAACUUGACUCCAUUAAGCGACGAAAGGUCAUUGACAUUGUAAGAACCAAUACUCGAGCGAUAUUGCAAAGAAUAUGGCGAUCUUCUGAUGUUGAUAACCUAAGGCUGUGUAGAAUAUUCUCRCGAGUCUUCAACAGAUUGCUAUGGAGUCAUGGGCAAGGAUUAUGGAACUGCUUCUCGAGUAUAGGCAAUUCGUGGGAAACAAUUUUUAGUAAAAGUACCGAAGUUCUUUCAUCGACCGAAAUGAGCUGCUGUCGUCGUAUCGUUGAACUGUGUCGCGAUUGUUUGCUUAUCGUUUAUCAAUUUGCAUCUGAUGCCAAAGCUGCUAGCACGUCAACAAAACCCGAUGAUACCACAAGCAGGGAUUCACUUCGAAGGGUACCAGAUUUGACGUCACAGCAUGUCUUAUCAUCAAGAUUGGCCCGAUUGUCUAAAGGAAAUCAAGUACCUUCGCUAUAAGAAAAAAAWUUCCACGCCCUCAUGAUAUCAACGUUCGUAGGAUCUGGAGCCAAGACAUGGUGAAGAUAUCGACCCAACAUUUGAGGGAUGUUCAACAUGUAGCAUAUCAAUUCACAGAARUCGUUUUAAUAGUUCAGAUGAUUCAUUUUUAAAGAGAUUAGAAUUUUUUACAUAUUAUUUAUUAUUUUAUGAUUCAAGAAUAUAUAUGAAUAUCGUAUUAUAUUUAAAAAGAAAAUCCAAGAACUCUUAGAAUAACUGUCAUCACAAGUAAAUCUUGUCAGUCUAUGCAAACAUAAAUACAUGCAUUAUCAUCGGUUUUAAUCGGAAUAAAGUGACUGAGUAUCA
Molecule: messenger RNA, 3104 nt
Organism: Exaiptasia diaphana
Lineage: Eukaryota; Metazoa; Cnidaria; Anthozoa; Actiniaria; Aiptasiidae
Product: tubulin polyglutamylase TTLL7
Exons: 26
Coding region: 204-2759 (851 amino acids)
Biological process (GO): microtubule cytoskeleton organization; protein polyglutamylation
Cellular component (GO): cilium
Molecular function (GO): tubulin-glutamic acid ligase activity; tubulin binding
Source: RefSeq, a predicted model, not a curated record